Messenger RNA from Musa acuminata AAA Group (dessert banana), 1166 nucleotides. RefSeq names its product alpha-N-acetylglucosaminidase-like. The record is from RefSeq and is a predicted model, not a curated record. NCBI's taxonomy places the organism in Eukaryota, Viridiplantae, Streptophyta, Magnoliopsida, Zingiberales, Musaceae. The transcript is spliced from 6 exons. The coding region runs from base 67 to 903 and encodes 278 amino acids.
GACACAGGUGACACACCCCUUCCCCACUCACCCACUUAAAAAUGCUCCGACCGGCCGGCCAUUCCCAUGGCUUCUCCUCGCCCGCAACCCGGAAUCCGUCCCCUCUUCGCUCUCUUCCUCUCUCUUUUCUUUCUCGUUUUCCUCCUCCCAUGGGCGACCGGCUCUUCUCCGCUGGAGUCAUCCCACCUUUAUCGAGUCCUGCACAUCCAAGAACGGGAGCGCUUACCGCCCGCCGUCCAGGUGGCCGCCGCCCGUGGCCUUCUCUCCCGCCUCCUCCCAUUCCACGUUUCCAGCUUCGAAUUCGAGAUCGUUUCCAAGGAAACAUGUGGUGGAGUAGCAUGCUUCAUUAUUAGCAACCAUCCAUCAUUAAGUACAAAAGGAUUCCCAGAAAUACUAAUCCAAGGGACAAGUGGUGUGGAACUUUCUGCUGGUCUCCAUUGGUACUUAAAACACUGGUGUCUGAUACACAUAUCUUGGGAGAAGACCGGUGGUCUACAGUUGUCAUCUCUACCAAAAGUGGGCUCCCUUCCGCAUGUUCCUUCGGCUGGUAUUUUGGUACAAAGACCUGUUCCGUUGAGUUACUACCAGAAUGCUGUUACAUCCAGUUAUUCAUAUGCAUGGUGGAGUUGGGAAAGAUGGGAGAAGGAAAUUGAUUGGAUGGUUCUCCAAGGGGUCAACUUACCACUUGCUUUCAAUGGGCAAGAAGCCAUUUGGCAGAAAGUUUUUGAGGUUCUGGCAAGGCCUAGGAGACUAGCGAGAGGCGAGAUGGACCUCAAGAUGGGCAAUGGAGCAAAAAUUGCUGUAGUAGCUAUUGGCGAGGUUGCCCUACAUUUGCUUGGUGGAGCUAUUAUUGCAUUGGAUGUGGUCUUUCCCGUGCGUCCUAAUCCAAGAUUACGUAGAUAAUAUGGUUCAUGAUUACUUUUGUGAAUUAAGAUGGCAUCAGAGCAGCAGCUUCAACACCAAUACCCUUAGGCAUAUAAAUGGAAGUUGAAGAAAUCAUAGAAGCUAUGAUUGAGAGAGCCCAAGGAUUCUGCAAGUGAUGAAGAUUUCGAGCUGCUUGAUGCUAAUUUCUUUUCCUUGGGUUGCUCGCCGCCUAGGUUUAGUUCAGUCCUUUACUUUGUAAAAAUUUUGGCACUUGAAACAAUCUCUUUGAUCCUGACAAUGCA